AUGGCACCAGUACGCAUUGCCGUGGAAGGCUGCGGCCAUGGCAGCCUCAACGACAUUUAUGAGACUGUGGAUCGCAAGGCCACUGAGAAAGGCUGGGAGUCUGUUGACCUGGUUAUCAUUGGCGGAGACUUUCAGGCCCUGCGUAAUGCCAAUGAUGCGACUUGUCUUUCGGUUCCCGACAAAUUCAAGCAAAUUGGUGACUUUCAUCAGUACUACAGCGGGGCUCGUGUUGCUCCCUAUCUAACACUGUUCAUCGGAGGUAAUCAUGAGGCGAGCAAUCAUCUGUCCGAGCUCUAUUACGGCGGUUGGGUGGCCCCCAACAUCUAUUUCAUGGGCGCCGCCAAUAUCAUCCGCUUUGGGCCUCUCCGAAUCUCUGGAAUGUCUGGCAUCUGGAAGGGCUACGACUACCGCAAGGCCCACUAUGAACGAUUGCCAUACAACAGGGACGAUGUUUCUUCCGUUUAUCAUAUCCGGGAGCUGGAUGUGCGCAAGCUGCUUCAAGUUCGCACCCAAAUUGACAUCGGUUUGUCUCACGAUUGGCCGAAGGGAGUCGAGAAACAUGGAGAUUACGCAACCUUAUUCCGCAAGAAGUCAGGCUUCAAAGCCGAUUCCGAUUCAGGAAAGCUCGGAAGUGUCGCUGCACGUGAAGCUCUAGAUCAUCUGCGGCCCGCCUAUUGGCUUUCAGCCCAUUUACAUGUUCGUUUCACUGCAAAGGUACCCCAUAGUCCACAUUGCGCAAAAUCCAACCCUUUGAGCCCCCGCGGUUCUCCCGUCAAUGCCACCAAUCCAAAUGAAGCUACUUCGAUUCCACGAAGCAACCUGAACACCAAUGCCCUUGCUGGUCACCAAUUGCUUGGUACUGCCACGGGAGAUGAACAAUCCCGCAUCAAGGCUUGGAAUGAAUUCGGAGAUAAAGCCCGACGGGCUGAGAAAGAGAAGCGUGACCACGACGACUUCAUGCGUCUGAUCAGGGAGCGACAGCCGAAAGUUCCUCGGAAUAUCACGUUUGAAGAAACAGUCAAAAUCGGGGGCGGGCCCAUUCAAAAGUUCACACGUGGUGCCGAUGGAGAAAAAGUGAAAUCCGCCCCAGCCGGCGGUGAAAACAUCGAAACCCCCGACAAAGCCAACCAGGAUAACAGUCAUAUGGAUAUCUCGUCUGAGGAAUUAGUUGCCCAGCACAAACCUUCACCGUUCUUUGACACAAGUGAAGAUUUCCAGAUCUCCAAGCAGAUCAAGGCGAGCAAGGAUGUCCAGGCGACCAACGAAGUCGCCGAUAAUAUUGACAGAAUUAGCAUUUCUUCGAGCUCAGGGAGCGACGCGAGUGCAAAGUCUCCUCCACCCGAGAAGGCUCUUCCAAAAGCCGAUCUCUCUCAGAAUUGGCAUGGUGAUCGCUCUCCAGAUCCCUGGUGGAGUGACGGUGUGGAUGAUCGUGUCCGCGGAACCGAAACCACUCUUCCACCCAGUCUAGAGCAGUCCUCUCUGUCCAAACAUGUCUCCAACCGCCCCAUCCAGAAUCUUCCAGCUCCCGAGAAUAUCAAAAACCUUGUGACACAAUUCCUAACCUUGGACAAGCCGCACAACCACGAUGAUUUUGUUGAGUUGCUUGAAAUCGAGCCAAUUUCGGAACAGGAUGAUGCUGCGGUGGAGUCUUCCCUGCGACUCCAGUACGACAAGGAGUGGCUGGCCAUUCUUCGUACCUUUGCUGAUGAGCUUGAGUUCGGUGGGCAGCCUAAUGGUCCCGUUCCUUUCCACAAAGGAUAUGAAGUCUACCAACAGCGUAUCGCCGAAGAAGAGGAAUGGGUCCAAGAGAACAUUGUCAAGGCGGGGCUCAUGAACGUCCCCACUGACUUUGUCGUGACUGCCCCAAUUUAUGACCCUCAUGUCUCGAUCGACACCCAUGAGCAGCCAAAGGAGUACACAAACCCGCAGACUGCUGCCUUCUGCAAGCUGAUUGGAAUUGAGAACAAGUUUGACAUGAGCAAUGAAGAACGCCAGGCUCGCAUGGAAGCAGGCCCUCGCCCCGAAGCCCCUCGUCAGCACUUCCAGGGCCACCGUGGUGGACGAGGCGGUCGUGGUGGACGUGGUCGCGGAGGUCGCGGCGGACGUGGCCCCGGGCGCGGUGGCUACAAUAAUCGUGGUGGACGUGGAAGCUCAGGCCCCGCAGCCCAGGGCCCCAAUGCCUGGUAA
Penicillium coprophilum is the source of this 2187-nucleotide messenger RNA. RefSeq names its product RNA lariat debranching enzyme. Gene Ontology annotation, biological process: mRNA splicing, via spliceosome. NCBI's taxonomy places the organism in Eukaryota, Fungi, Ascomycota, Eurotiomycetes, Eurotiales, Aspergillaceae. The record is from RefSeq and is a predicted model, not a curated record. Gene Ontology annotation, molecular function: RNA lariat debranching enzyme activity. The transcript has 3 exons. The coding region runs from base 1 to 2187 and encodes 728 amino acids. Gene Ontology annotation, cellular component: nucleus.